Molecule: messenger RNA, 3971 nt
Organism: Microtus ochrogaster (prairie vole)
Lineage: Eukaryota; Metazoa; Chordata; Mammalia; Rodentia; Cricetidae
Gene: Ror2
Product: ROR family WNT receptor 2
Biological process (GO): cell surface receptor protein tyrosine kinase signaling pathway; positive regulation of kinase activity; protein phosphorylation
Cellular component (GO): signaling receptor complex; plasma membrane
Molecular function (GO): ATP binding; Wnt-protein binding; transmembrane receptor protein tyrosine kinase activity
Source: RefSeq, a predicted model, not a curated record
CUCCGGAGCCUCCGCACCCGAGCGGCGCACCGGGGCACGGAGAAGGGGUAGGCAGAGUGGCCUUCGAAGGGAACCAGCUUGCGAAGCGCGUGGGAGGAAAGCGCGGACGCGUGGAGGGGAGGGGUGGAGUCGCCCCGGCCCGAAGCCUGAAGGCCGAGCGCUCAGUAGGAGACCCGGCACCCACGGCCCGCAGCAUGGCUCGGGGCUGGGCGCGGCCGAGGCACGCGCCUCUGUGCGCCCGGGCCGUCUGGACGGCGGCGGCACUCCUGCUCUGGACGCCCUGGACCACAGGUGAAGUGGAGGAUUCAGAUGCAAUUGACACCUUGGGACAACUUGAUGGACCGGACAGCCCACUUCCCACUCUGAAAGGUUACUUCCUGAAUUUUCUGGAGCCAGUCAACAAUAUCACCAUUGUCCAGGGCCAGACAGCCAUCUUACACUGCAAGGUGGCGGGAAACCCACCCCCCAACGUGCGGUGGCUGAAGAACGAUGCCCCCGUUGUGCAAGAGCCACGCAGAGUCAUCAUCCGGAAGACAGAAUAUGGCUCGAGGCUGCGGAUCCAAGACCUGGACACGACAGACACAGGCUACUACCAGUGCGUGGCUACCAAUGGGCUGAAGACCAUCACGGCCACCGGAGUUCUGUAUGUGCGGCUCGGUCCGACACACAGCCCGAACCACAAUUUCCAGGAUGACUACCAGGAAGAUGGCUUCUGCCAGCCCUACCGGGGGAUCGCCUGUGCGCGUUUCAUCGGGAACCGGACUAUUUACGUGGACUCUCUCCAGAUGCAGGGGGAGAUUGAAAACCGAAUCACAGCUGCCUUCACCAUGAUUGGCACCUCUACACACCUAUCAGACCAGUGCUCACAGUUCGCCAUCCCAUCCUUCUGCCACUUCGUCUUCCCUCUGUGCGACGCUCGCUCUCGGGUGCCCAAGCCGCGGGAACUGUGCCGGGAUGAGUGCGAGGUCCUGGAGAAUGACCUGUGCCGCCAGGAGUACACCAUCGCCCGCUCUAACCCGCUCAUCCUCAUGCGGCUGCAGCUGCCCAAGUGCGAGGCGCUGCCCAUGCCCGAGAGCCCUGAUGCUGCGAACUGCAUGCGCAUCGGGAUUCCUGCCGAGAGGCUGGGUCGCUAUCACCAGUGCUACAACGGCUCCGGCGCUGAUUACAGGGGCAUGGCCAGCACCACCAAGUCAGGCCACCAGUGUCAGCCUUGGGCUCUGCAGCACCCCCACAGUCAUCACCUGUCCAGCACGGAAUUCCCAGAGCUGGGAGGAGGCCACGCCUACUGCCGGAACCCCGGGGGCCAGAUGGAAGGCCCGUGGUGCUUUACGCAGAAUAAAAACGUACGCAUGGAACUGUGUGCCGUACCCCCGUGUAGUCCCCGAGACAGCAGCAAGAUGGGGAUCCUGUACAUCCUGGUGCCCAGCAUUGCCAUCCCCCUGGUCAUCGCUUGCCUCUUCUUCCUCGUGUGCAUGUGCCGCAACAAACAGAAGGCUUCGGCCUCCACUCCACAGCGCCGGCAGCUGAUGGCCUCACCCAGCCAGGACAUGGAGAUGCCUCUCAUCAACCAGCACAAACAGGCCAAACUCAAGGAGAUCAGUUUGUCCACAGUGAGGUUCAUGGAGGAGCUCGGGGAGGACCGGUUUGGGAAGGUCUACAAAGGCCACCUGUUUGGACCCGCCCCAGGAGAGCCAACCCAAGCCGUGGCCAUCAAGACAUUGAAAGACAAGGCAGAGGGGCCCCUGCGGGAGGAGUUCCGACAGGAGGCCAUGCUACGGGCACGGCUGCAGCACCCCAACAUCGUCUGCCUGCUAGGUGUGGUGACCAAGGACCAACCCUUGAGCAUGAUCUUCAGUUACUGCUCACACGGUGACCUCCACGAGUUCCUGGUCAUGCGCUCACCACACUCCGACGUGGGCAGCACCGACGAUGACCGCACAGUGAAGUCGGCGCUGGAGCCCCCCGACUUCGUGCAUGUGGUGGCACAGAUUGCAGCGGGGAUGGAGUUUCUGUCCAGCCACCAUGUGGUCCACAAAGACCUGGCCACCCGCAACGUGCUGGUGUAUGACAAACUGAACGUGAGGAUCUCAGACUUGGGCCUCUUCCGUGAGGUGUACUCUGCUGAUUACUACAAACUCAUGGGCAAUUCGCUGCUGCCCAUCCGCUGGAUGUCACCGGAGGCCAUCAUGUACGGCAAGUUCUCCGUUGACUCUGAUAUCUGGUCCUAUGGUGUGGUUCUCUGGGAGGUCUUCAGCUAUGGCCUGCAGCCCUACUGCGGGUACUCCAACCAGGACGUGGUGGAUAUGAUCCGCAGCCGGCAGGUACUGCCCUGCCCGGAUGACUGUCCCGCCUGGGUCUAUGCCCUCAUGAUUGAAUGCUGGAAUGAGUUCCCCAGCCGGAGGCCCCGAUUUAAGGACAUCCACAGCCGGCUCCGGGCCUGGGGCAACCUAUCCAACUACAAUAGCUCAGCACAGACUUCGGGAGCCAGCAACACCACACAGACCAGCUCCCUGAGUACCAGCCCUGUCAGCAAUGUGAGUAAUGCCCGCUACAUGGCACCCAAGCAGAAGGCCCAGCCCUUCCCACAGCCUCAGUUCAUUCCCAUGAAGGGUCAGAUCAGACCCUUGGUACCCCCAGCACAGCUGUAUAUCCCAGUCAAUGGCUACCAGCCAGUACCAGCCUACGGGGCCUACCUGCCCAACUUCUACCCAGUCCAAAUCCCCAUGCAGAUGGCCCCACAGCAGGUGCCCCCCCAGAUGGUCCCCAAGCCGAGCUCACACCACAGUGGCAGCGGCUCCACCAGCACAGGCUAUGUCACCACAGCGCCAUCCAACACAUCUGUGGCGGACAGGGCAGCCCUGCUCGCAGAGGGCACUGAGGAUGCUCAGAACAUCCCCGAAGAUGCGGUCCAGGGUCCUGUGCAGGAAGCAGCAGAGGAGGAGGAGGGCUCUGUCCCAGAGACUGAGCUCCUGGGAGACAGCGACACUCUCCAGGUGAACGAGGCCCAUGUCCAGCUUGAAGCCUGAGGAGGAUUCAGGGCCUGGAGCACCAGGAUAAAAGUCCCUGAUGUGGCCACAUGGGGACCUCAGAAUGGCUCUGAGAAGUUACAAACAGCGGCCCAUCACCAGAGCCCAGGACUGACAGGCUGGUUUGAGCCUGCCCACCUGAGACUGUGAGAAAUCCUACACUCUCUCCUGCACUCUGUGCCCUUAAAAUUGCCACUGUGGCCCCAGCGUGGCUGGAGGGCAUUUCAGACAGCAGUCUAACAUGGCCAGGGGCCCAUGUUCAGAAACAGGACAGGGAGACCCCCACCGUCUGCUUUAUCCUGAUGGUGGUGAGGUAAGGAUGUUGUGCAAAGAGAAAUGGGCUACGCCUUCACACCCUGUUCUUGGGGCUGAGGAUCCAGAAACCUGGGGAAACAGGGCUGCAGAGGGCAAUAGAGAGGCACCUUGGGCCUAAUAUACCCAGAAAGCCUCCUGCUGGCUGAGGGUGGAGGGAACAUUUUCCUCUCUCCUGCCCUGCACACUGCCGUUCAUCUUCUUUUUAACAGCCCAAGUCCAGCAGAAGCAGGAUGCUGCCACCUGCUGGGGUCCAGGGAUAAAGGAGCUUCUGAAAACAGUUGGGAGUGCCUUGUAUUCAAGAAAAAAUGUGCCUUUACAGAAACCGACACGAUUUUGUAUUUUUGUGAAGGGUUUUAAUUAUACUGCGUAUGUAUUUUGCCUACUUUUAUGGAAUUUAAGGGAAAAUGUUUCCUGGGUUUAGAAUGUUCAAAGGGAAGCAACAUUGUACAGAAAACAGUAUUGUUAUUAUUUUUUUUAAAGAACCAUGUGCAGACCUUAAAUGUAAUUUAUAUGGUUUCCUGUGUGCAGUUUUCACGGAAGUGUUUUGAUCCUAAAUAAUGGCUUAGUAAUUUAACUGUGCGUAUUAUCUCUGGGAUGUCAUCACGUUAGGGUGGUGUCUGGCUUCAUUCU